Eimeria acervulina is the source of this 897-nucleotide messenger RNA. RefSeq lists its product as hypothetical. NCBI's taxonomy places the organism in Eukaryota, Apicomplexa, Conoidasida, Eucoccidiorida, Eimeriidae. Bases 1 to 897 code for a protein of 298 amino acids. Gene Ontology annotation, cellular component: membrane. The record is from RefSeq and is a predicted model, not a curated record. The transcript has 9 exons.
AUGAAGCACAAUGCGACGGAGUUGGAGGAGCGGCUGAUGCAGAGCAGCGGGGCUGCUGCUGCAUGCAGAGAGGAAGCAGUAUGCGUGCCCGUAGAGGGUGUAGGCGAGCAGCAACAGCAGCAGCAGCAGCAGCAGCAGCAGCGACUGCUGCAGCUGCAGCAGCUGCAUGAACAGCAGCAUCAGCAGCAGCAGCAGCAGAUGCUGCUGCACCGCAGCAGCAACGUAGGGGAGAGGUUCUUCCUAAGGGGGCUGAUGUUUGUUAAGAUUGGUUUCGGUGCUCUUGUCCUCUUCUUGCUGCUGCUCGCUGCUCUUCAUAUUGAUGCUACAGCCAGCGUGUUAAGACAAGUCAUAGCAGGAGUUCAGGACUUAGGGGGGUUUGCUCCUAUUGCCUAUAUUGCUCUAUAUGUUUUGUGUAUUGCUUGCUUCUUACCAGCAGAGUUUAUGGUGGUGAUAGAGUGUGGGGAGGCGCCUGUGCUUAUGGGCACUUGGCUGCCGGUUUUAUCUUCUCCCGAAUUUAUGGAGAAAGCUGGCUUAGCGAUAUCGAGGCUAACAAGCUAUUUGUUUGGAGUUACAGCUCUUAAGGCUUCGCAUCUUCUCCUAGGAACGUUUUCAGGGACACCGCUUAUUCUAGCCUUCAACUUCAUUGGCUCUGCAUUGAGCGAUCUUAAAGAUUUAGACAUCCGCAACUUCUCCUGGACGUGGCAGCGACUGAGUCUCGUCGCUUUGGGAGUUAUGAUGGCCGGCAUUUCUGUGGUGUACAUCGGCGUGCUGACGCGGAGGAAGUUGGAGGCGGCGUAUGCAGCAGCAGUGAGAGAGCGAAGCCAGGGGGGGCAGUUGCUGCUGAGCAGCAGCAGCAGCAGCAGCGGCAGCAGCAGCAGCGCAGCGGGGUUGCCUUGA